AUGCCGGCUGAUCUGUCGAUGUUUACUAUCCGUCUCGCAUUGACGGAGCAGGAACAAGAACAUAUGCGAGCCUCCUUUGGGCACUGGGGAAAGGGUCACGAGUGGGAGGCUUACGUCGAGGAGGGGAAACGAUGCCGCAUGUCCGGAGCAUGGAUGGAGGACGGUGGAAAUCAGUGCUGGGUUUUGGUCAAGAAAGACGAAUAUGAUGGAGCCAUCUACUCGGGCUGUGAGACCUGGCGACGCAAGACUCUGUUGAAGCAUCACGACGGCGAAAUGAGCGAUGUUGUGACGUACAGCAUCGCAUCCGUGGUCACCCCAAUCGAGCAUCGCCACAAGGGCUUUGCUACUCGCCUACUCCAACUUCUUCACUACCACCUCGCCUCGCCAUCGACUAUCCCUCCCUUCCCAUCGAGCUGGGGCACACCUCCUCCCCCUCUUUCCGACAAAGACCGCGCUCAAAUCCCCAUCGCUCUCGCAAGCGUGCUCUACUCGGACGUCGGACAUCAGUUCUAUAAGCGCUGCACGAUCGGUCUCGACCGACCAGGCUGGGUGGUGAACAUGGAGGACCACUGUCAACUUAUCACCUACCCACUAUCGCCGGGAAUUCUCGCCUACAUCCCCUCUCGCGUGCUCCGACCUCGUGCCAAGGACUUUGCCCACGUCUUUGACACGGAACCAUGCCGUAUCCGGCUCUCUUCUCUCAAGCCGGACAGAAGAGACACCAUCGUCCUCUUUGCCAACUCCAUGGGCAAGAUCAGUCGCGGUCUACUCGUCACAUACGUCCAUAAUCUGCACCCGGAGCAGCUCCCAGCGCUGCUCGACGCGCUGGACGAGGCGGGAGCUAUGGCUGGGCUGGAUGAAGGGAUGGUUUGGGGCAUACACCCGGAGAGUGAGCUGGGAAGGGCGUGGGUUAGGCAGGAGGGGAGAGGGGCGGUGGCGCGCACGAGGCCGGAGAAGGAUGGGCAUUUGCUUGGGGUCGCGUGGUACGGCGGGAAGCCGGAGGAGCAGGCGGUACUCGCAGACACCCAGAUGUUCAGUUGGUGUUGA
This is a messenger RNA of Dioszegia hungarica, 1047 nucleotides long. RefSeq lists its product as uncharacterized. Bases 1 to 1047 code for a protein of 348 amino acids. The transcript has 5 exons. The record is from RefSeq and is a predicted model, not a curated record. Lineage: Eukaryota; Fungi; Basidiomycota; Tremellomycetes; Tremellales; Bulleribasidiaceae.